Sycon ciliatum is the source of this 4816-nucleotide messenger RNA. RefSeq lists its product as uncharacterized. The coding region runs from base 306 to 3341 and encodes 1011 amino acids. NCBI's taxonomy places the organism in Eukaryota, Metazoa, Porifera, Calcarea, Leucosolenida, Sycettidae. Gene Ontology annotation, molecular function: RNA polymerase II cis-regulatory region sequence-specific DNA binding; DNA-binding transcription factor activity, RNA polymerase II-specific. The transcript has a single exon. The record is from RefSeq and is a predicted model, not a curated record. Gene Ontology annotation, biological process: regulation of transcription by RNA polymerase II; anatomical structure morphogenesis; cell differentiation.
CACAUGCCAUAGGAAGAGAAUGCGAUCGCGAAGGCGAUUCUUGUUGUUGUGGCUGUUGUUUUGUUUGGGGGUAGAGCCUGGAAUCGGCGCAGGAUCGUUAAUUUUCGGCACCCGCAGAGAAAGUACUUUGCUAGCGUUCGGCUUUCCAGCGAUUGUUUUUCUGCGAAGAGUGAAAUGAUUGUUUACUGUUUGGACUUGUAGGUAGCAGUCAGUGCGGAGUGCAUCGGUUUACGGCCGUCGCCUUUUUUCUCUCAACGACGUCCACAGAACUCAGAUAGCUUCCAGUUCAGACAGGCGACAGGCAAAUGGAUGUGAUGGCGGGUACGGGCGGUGACCAGGCCCAGGGUAGCAGUGAUGCGAUGGAUAAUGAUGGCAAUGGUGCUGCUAGUACUAGUAGUAGUAGUGCGAACCUAUCGGACGAUGGUAGUAUUUCGCACCAGCAUCAACAGCAAACGUUCCAGUCGGAACAAGGCGAAGCGUUGCAGGACACGGAAGGCGCUUUUGCGAACAGUCUUCACGUGCACAUCACUGACGGAGACGACGACGUCGACGAAUCGCCAAACAAUUUGACGAUCAGUAUCGAGUAUGAACGGGAGGACGAUGAGGUGGAUUUGAGCGAUGGCGAUGGCGCAUCAGAGACAAUGGAUUUCUCUGAGACUGGCGGUGAAGCUGCCCACUCGUUUGCGUCAAUAGAGCGUACGACGGGCACUGCGGCGUACGACGAUGGUCGACACAGCGCGCAGGGAGUUAGCGAUGCUACAGUGGACGCCAAUGACGUCGCCAGUGUCAGCAACGGUGUCGGCUCGAACUCCUCAACUAGCCAACUUGCGGUAGCGGAGUCAGCUGGAACUGGUGAGUCUGUUUCGAAUAGUGUGAACAAUGACAAUGGCACCGUGACCAGUGGUGUGGCCAGUGCCCCAUCCACUGUGCAUGGGGGAUCCAAGUAUGAUCGGCCGCAAGAAACGUUCAUGAACCUGAUCGCCCACGCGAUAAUGUCGUCGCCGCGCAAGAUGAUGGUUCUGACUGAGAUCUACGACAGUAUUCAGAGCACAUAUCCGUAUUUCUCCAACGACAAGAAGUCCGCCUGGCAGAACGCCGUACGCCAUAAUCUGUCUCUUCACAGAGACUGCUUUGUGAAAGUACCGCGCUACAAGGUGGACUUGCCAACGACGAGCUGCUACUGGAAGCUGACAGACCGUGCUGAGGCCGUGUAUGAGUCGGGUAAAAACCUGAAGAAAGCUAUAGUGCAUCCGCGCCGACGCACGAACAACAGGGCACACCGUCGCCAUGGCGGCGGAGGGCUUGGUGUCCAGCUGGGUGCGAACGCAAUGUCCAGGGCAAGUGCCGCUCAUCCAGCACAGCAACAGCAGUACGUCGGCGUCAACGCGGCGGCUGCUGCUGGAGCUGUUCAUACUUUGUAUGCCACCCCGAGUGGUGCUCUGGUACACCAAUACGGUCAUGCUCACAUGGUCGGGGGCGGUGGUGAGCAGGCACAGCGGAUACCAGCAGCAGCAGGGGCGGCUGCAGUACCAAGCAGUGGCCAUGCUGUGCGUAUGUCAAGCAUUGACCCGGCGGUGGCAGCCACGACGGCAGCAGCAGUGCAGCAACGUGCGGAUCGAUUGCACCAACAUCCACCAGCAGCACACCACCACCCUCACCAACACAUGCAAGCACACCAGCAGCAGCAGCAACAACACGCCCAUGGCAGCCGCUUUGCAGCAGUAAGCACCAGUACAGUUGCACACGCCAUGUCGUCGCUUACCCAGCCCAUGACCGUGUUGAACGGCCAUGUCAGACCACCACAGCAGCCGCAGCAGCAAUUGGUAGCAAGCCCGAGACCAGCAGCGCCAGGCGUUGCUUCUCAACCACUAGUCUUCUUCCGACCCGUGCAAUACCGCCGCCAAGUCACGCCACCACCACCGUCGCAGCAGCAGCAGCCCACGCUGGCAACAAUGCGCCGACACCCGCCUGCCGCCUUAGCUGUCGCUGACGUGGAGCGGGAAAGCGCAGCACACGCAACAGUGCAUCAGCAGUCAGCAGUAGCAGCAGCAAUCACUGCUGUGCCCACUACCAGUAGGUCAGGUCAAGCACUGACCACUGGACAGCGUCGCUCAUCAUCACCAGUACAGCACAUCGGAUCUCCGCCUAUUCACUCCUGCCAAGUCGCUUUAGGAGCAAAUGUAGACGAGGAACCAUCGGCACCACCAUUACGGUCUCCACGAACACUACACCGUCAGAGCCAUGAUUACCCUGCACAGGCACCGGCUCCACCCACCGACAGCAGCAGCAGCAACAACAACAACAGCAGCAUGCUAACCCAAGCGCAGGGAACUAGACAAGAAAACGAUGUGACCACAGCCAUGAUGCACUCGCACUCGCAAGCCCUCGCACCUGCAGAGCCCGUAGUGAACGCACCACACCGGGGUGCCAGAGUGCGUAACAGAAUGAGGUCGUACUCCCUGCGGAAUACUCACGCUCGCCCUUCAACCACAGUGCAGAGUCGACAGGAGCGACGGGCGCGUCUUUUCCACAUGGAGGCGGCACAGUGCAGACUGUUAGCAGACGCCUGUCGCCUGGGACCGUCUGAGUUCAGGUUCUCGCGUAAGCGGGGGUUGCGGCGAAUGUCAGCGCAAGCGGACGGCGCGUUUUCAGAGUGCACCGAUCAGUUUGCCACGGACGAGAAAGUCGACCAGUGGUACGAGGUGGGCGGGAACAAAGACGAAGCGCGCGACAUCAUACUGCUCAUGUGCGACGAGUUCCACGCCACCUACUCUGCCGUUCAGCUUAGCGAGCAUGUGCGCCGCCUGCACGCUAUCAAGCAUGGCCAUGUUGAUGAGACGAGAGCCGCCGUGGACCUAGCCAAGUCGUUCGACCCUCCCAGCAUGCUCACGCGGCGCACAAGCAGCAUUGGCAGCCGGGCUCGCUCGGCUCGAGCCGGGGUCAGUACGCCACGUAUUGCCAGCGGUGGUGGCAGCGGGCUGCAAGUGCCUAGAUCCUCCGCUGUACACCUGUUGCCUUCAACACAUAAGCUCGUGAAUACUGGUCAGGCUGCCGACCACUCAGUGCAUCAUGCAUCUCUAUCACAACCACUGCAGCUACACACCCAGGCACAGCCCCAGGUACAGCCCCAGGCACAGCCCGUCGACAGUGGAGACGAGUAUGCUGCUGAAUGGAGAGAAGUGGAAACGGAAGGCUCGGCAACGCGUCGGUGGCGGGAUUCGCAGGCACAGCCACCGCCCCUGGCAGCAGCAGCAGCGUCGCAACAAGAGACUAGCGCCCUCUCGCUGUCACCCAGCGGCACCUCUCAGGCACAACUUGUACAAGUGUACGAGUUGGACUGAGUGACGGCCGGUCCAAAUGUGCAAGUGAGCAGGAUGGAUCACGGCUGUAUGACUGCUCCCAAUGCAAGUGAGCGGGGGAUGCAAGGCUUCAUGAAUGUUACCCAGCCUAGAGAAACAUUGAGUGUGAGUAUGCGGGUCAGUACACGCCUGCUGAGUACACAAAGCAAGUCUCCAGUUGUAUUGUUGUUAUUGGCGAGGGUGGUGUCACGGCCUAGCUCCAUUGACAAAGUAUUCUCCCUGGCAGACCCGUCUCUCUCGCUCUCUCUCUCUGUCUCUGUCUCUCUCUCUGUCUCUCUCUCUGUCUCUCUCUCUGUCUCUCUCUCUCUCUCUCUCUCUCUCUCUCUCUCUCUCUCUCUCUCUCUCUCUCUCUCUCUCUCUCUCUCUCUCUCUCUCUCUCUCUCUCUCUCUCUCUCGCUUUCUCUCUCGCUUUCUCUCUCUUCUCUCUCUCACUCUCUCUCUCUCUCUCUCUCUCUCUCUCUCUCUCUCUCUCUCUCUCUCUCUCUCUCUCUCUCUCUCUCUCUCCUCUUGUGCUCGCCUCUCCCCACUCCCACCCUUCUGUUUAAUUUAAUUAUUUGUGUGUGUUUGUGUGCGUGUGUGUGCGUGAUUGGUAACUGUGUUUUUGUUUGUUACUCUGUGUGUGUGUGGGGGGGGGGGGGGGUGUGGGGGUGUGGGUGUGUGUGUGUGUGUGUGUGUGUGUGUGUGUGUGUGUGUGGGUGUGGGUGUGUGUGUGGAUGCACUGCACUGUUCUUGGCAGCGAGACCCGGCAUUUCGAGCAACAGCUCUGUCCAGUUAUGAUAUGUAUAGCAUUCUCCGUGACUCUAUCUGCCAAUCAUACCUGUGUACUCCGUAAUGGAUACACGAAUGCGUAAUAGUUGCCAUGGUUAUCAAUGCCCUAUCCAUGGUAACCAUAGUGAUGUGUAACUAACUAACUUGAUGUGCUACCAAACAAAACAGUACUAUAAACCUGAUCACUAGAAACGUGCAACAAACUUCUACACUGGCAUCAGCUCUAUGACUCUAUGAGCAGUGAGAACUGAUAUUAUCCUGUGAAGAAUGUAAACAAGAGGGCUGUCCUGCCAGCACUUUCGUUAUCAUCACUACUACUAUGUAGUAUAUUCUCUAUUAGUGUUAGCAUGUUCUCUAGAUGUGUGUGUGUGUGCGUGUGCGUGUGUGUGUGUGGUAGCCAUACCCAGGUGCGUGUCUAGGUGUGUGACUAAGUUAGUCUAGGGCCGUUUUGUAUCAUGGCUUUUGCUUUACCGACACCUAGCUUCAUCGUUUUGAUUCUCACAGAUGAUUUCCAGUGUAAACUGGCUAUUAUUUUACAGUAUGACAGUAUGACAGUAUCGACUGUAGUUCCAAGUACAUGUACUUGUACUUGUUUCCAGUGUGGCUAUGCUCACCUCCAUCGUUAUAAUUAUAAUCAAGCCAUCGACUUUUCGACUUACUACAAUCAGGAGUUCGAUCACAAAAUCUUA